GUCGCACGUACGCCUAGCAACGAAGUUAAGAAAGACUCGUACUGUAACACGUACGAUAGUCAGUAGAAAGCUCGAUCGGCACGAAGCUGCGUGAUCAUGGCGGCGUUGCCGUGCUUCGCUGUCCUCCGUCUCGUCCCCUUGCUUGCUAUGCUGGUGCAACAAGCUCGCUUGCUGCCGGUGGCUGUGGCGCGGACCAACCUGACCGCGGGAAUAUCACUGACGCCGCCCGGCUACAUCACCAGCCCGUCCGGCGGCUUCGCCUUCGGCUUCCGCGCCCUCGACUUUGACCCGACCAAGUUCCUCCUCGCCACAUGGUUUCGCUUCCGUGACGACGGCGGCGGCGGCAACUCCUCCUCCCAGCUGUCGCAGUCCGUGGUGUGGUUCGCGAAGCAGUCUCCCUACGGCACCACGCCCGUCGCCACAGCGCAGUCCGUCCUCAGCAUCACGGUCGACGGCAAGCUCACGCUCACCGACGUCGGCAACCAAGUGCUCUGGAGCACCCCGACGCCCAGCUUGAACGGCGGGUCGUCCGUCCUCGAGCUCAGCGACUCAGGCAACCUCCAGUUCCUCGGCGACAGGGGCAGCGUGUUGUGGGAGAGCUUCUGGUACCCGACGGACACGCUCCUGCCGGGCCAGUCCUUGGCUCUAGACGACCGGUCGGAGGGGAAGCUCUUCUCCAAGCGCGCGGACGCGGAGUUCACCACCGGCCAGUUUAGCAUGGGCAUCCAGACGGACGGCAACGUCGUUCUCUACGUCGACCUCCUCACCGGCAACAACGCCGCCAACGCCUACUGGCAGGAGCACACCAACAGCCCCGACAGCAACACGACGAUCACCUUCAAUGACCAUGGCCGCCUCAACUAUACUCUCCACAAUGGCACCGUCCGGAGCUUGAUUUCGCCAGCGUCGAUCUCCACCGCCGGUGAGUACUUCCGGUUCGCCAGGAUGGACCCCGACGGCAUCGUCCGUACUUACGCCCGCCCAAACAACGGUGGCGGCAACACGUCUUGGUUUGUCUCGGGCGCGUACCCCAGCGACGGCUGCAACAUGUGGACUUCCGGACUGCAGGGAAUGUGUGGCCCAGGGUCCUUCUGCGUCGAGACCAGUGACCGGCUCAAGUGCGAGUGCCCGACUGGGUACAAUUACACCGAUGCGCAGCACAGCGACAACGGCUGCACGCCAGGGUUCGAGUCGCAGAGCUGCGGCGGGGAGAACAGCUCCGACGAGUUCGCGCUCGAGGAGCUGCAGAACACCACCUGGGUGGCCUCGAUAUACUACAAGAAGUUCUCAUCGAUCACAGAGGAUCAGUGCCGGGACCAUUGCCUCAGCGACUGUUUCUGCGCGGCCGCUCUGGUGACCGACGGAGGGGACUGCGCGGAGGUGGCGGUGCUUACAUUCGGACGGCAGGCAAACGACGUCAGAACGAAGGCGCUAAUUAAGGUCCGGCGAACAAGUAACUAUCCAGUUGGAGCAUCGGCAAGAACGACAACCUCACUAAGUCCCUACAAGGUCGUCACCGUUUGCUUGGCCUUUCUCUUGGUGAUCACCGUCGGCGGCCUCCUGGUGAAGCAUUACCUCAGCAGGAAAAGAGAGAACCAGCGGCUGUUAAGCUUGAACGUGAGAGCGUUCAGCUGGAAGGAGCUCUACCAAGCCACCAAUGGCUUCGAGAAACUACUGGGCAAAGGCAGCUUCGGCGAGGUCUAUCAAGGAACGAUCAGAUCCCCACAGCCGCGCCUCAUCGCGGUGAAGAAGCUCAUCAACUCGAACGAGUACAGCGAGAAGGAAUUCACCAACGAGGUGCAGUCCAUCGGGCAGAUCCACCACCGGAACCUGGUCCGCAUGAUCGGGUACUGCAAAGAAGGCAAGCACCGGAUGCUGGUGUUCGAGUUCAUGCCGGGCGGUUCGCUCCGCAGCUUCCUCUUCAACCCUGAGAGGCGGCCGCCAUGGAGCUGGCGCGCUGAGGCCGCGCUCGCCAUCGCCCGGGGGCUGGAGUACCUCCACGACGGCUGCAGCGCUCAGAUCAUCCACUGCGACAUCAAGCCGGACAACAUCCUGCUGAACGACCGGCGCGUCCCGAGGAUCACCGACUUCGGGAUCUCCAAGUUGCUCGGGAGCCAGCAGGUGCAUGCCACGGUCACCAACGUCAGGGGCACCAGAGGGUGCAUCGUGCUCGAGUGGCUCCGUGGCGACACGCACGUGGACACCAAGGCGGACGUGUACAGCUUCGGCGUCGUGCUCCUGGAGAUGAUCUGCUGCCGGAGGUGCCAGGAACCGGUGGUGUCGGACAUGCUGUAGGGCGCGGACGACGACGA
This is a messenger RNA of Phragmites australis (common reed), 2312 nucleotides long. Its product is annotated as G-type lectin S-receptor-like serine/threonine-protein kinase LECRK3. Gene Ontology annotation, molecular function: ATP binding; protein serine/threonine kinase activity. Bases 97 to 2295 code for a protein of 732 amino acids. NCBI's taxonomy places the organism in Eukaryota, Viridiplantae, Streptophyta, Magnoliopsida, Poales, Poaceae. The transcript has a single exon. Gene Ontology annotation, biological process: protein phosphorylation. The record is from RefSeq and is a predicted model, not a curated record.